CUAUUUCUUCUCAAUUAUCUUAUUUAAGAAUAAAUUUACAAAAUUAUGCAAAAAUGAAUGAACAAGAAAAAGAUAAAUUUAAAAGAUUAUAUGUAUUAGCAGCUCUAGGGUUGAUAGCAAAAUUAAAAUUAAUUUUAUUUUUUUCAACAUAUGUAAAUUCAAGAGAUGACACAAGUAAUAGUAAAUCCUUUCCUAUAAUAAAUGAAAAUACAUAUCCUUCACAAUUAUCUCAUAAUAUGGAAAAUAAUUAUGACAUGACCAUUUCAUUAAAUAUGAGCAACAAUAAUAAUAUUAAUAGUAACAAUAAUAAUAUAACCUGUAAUAAUAAUAAUA
Molecule: messenger RNA, 333 nt
Organism: Plasmodium gaboni
Lineage: Eukaryota; Apicomplexa; Aconoidasida; Haemosporida; Plasmodiidae
Exons: 1
Source: RefSeq, a predicted model, not a curated record